AUGACAUUAUACACAAGCGAAUUACAAGAAUGGAUUGAUUGGCACGGUGGAGAAGAAAACCUGAAAUUAUUCAUGAAAUCCAGUCGCCGAAGAAGAUCAAUUCUAUCCAACAUUCGAUCCAUCAUCCCAACGUGUAUCCUGGCCAGAUUAGACGCCAAAAAGAACAAGAUUCAUCCAAUCAUCGAAAAGGACUUACCUGCUCGGUAUCCACUCGCUGUCGAAAAAGCCAUCUAUCGUAUAUCCCAUCUACGUCUGGAUCAACCGAGACCACUUCGACAUCAUGUCGUCAUCUCAAAUAUGUUGUUCCAACACACCAAUCUGUUCUUGCAACAACAACAACAACAACAACAAAUUCAGCCACCUUAUACCUUUUCCUAUUCAGGAUAA
This is a messenger RNA of Mucor mucedo, 387 nucleotides long. RefSeq lists its product as uncharacterized. The transcript has 3 exons. The record is from RefSeq and is a predicted model, not a curated record. Lineage: Eukaryota; Fungi; Mucoromycota; Mucoromycetes; Mucorales; Mucoraceae. The coding region runs from base 1 to 387 and encodes 128 amino acids.